Molecule: messenger RNA, 1345 nt
Organism: Solanum lycopersicum (tomato)
Lineage: Eukaryota; Viridiplantae; Streptophyta; Magnoliopsida; Solanales; Solanaceae
Product: putative RING-H2 finger protein ATL21A
Molecular function (GO): polysaccharide binding
Source: RefSeq, a predicted model, not a curated record
UCGAGAUUUCAUUCUUGAAACAUAUGGACAAUUUGCUAGUUUUCUUCGUCUCUUUUCUGUUUUUUUCAUCUGUAUAUGGAGACCGUAAUUGCCCCCUGGAUUCCAUUUGUGGAAAUAAUCGUUUUGACAUACGAUUUCCUUUUGGAUUAGAAGAGCCUUGUACAUAUAAUCCUAGUUUCAAUAUUAAAUGCAAUAAUCAAGGCAGAGCAAUUUUAAGUCUUCCUGGUGCAGGGGAUUUCUAUGUACGCGAUAUCAACUACCUCAUGCAAGAAAUUCAACUCUACGAUCAAUUUGAUUGUCUUCCUAAACGGCUUACUAAUUUUCAACUUCCUUCUUCUUCUGUCCUCAAGCCAGUUUACUAUCGAAACUACACUUUCUUGAUUUGUUCGACAGAUUUGGUCAUGUCUUUCAAUGUCAUUAGUUGUAUGAGUAAUUCCACUAUCUCUACUUUGGCUACUUCUUCAACGAACCUUGCUAGCCAAAUGGUAUCUUUGUAUAAUUGUAAAGUAGAUAACACUUUAUCUAUUCCUGUCUCGUGGACUCCUUUGUAUGAGGCAGUUUUUUCAAGUGACCUUAAUAAUGAUCUUGUUUUAACAUGGGAUGAACCGAAUUGCCAAGAAUGCGAAGUAGAAGGACAACUUUGUGGGUUCAAGAAUGUAACUAGUGGAGAAAUUCAAUGCUUUGAUGUUGCUGGGACAGGCAAUACAAAAGGUAUACAAAUAUUCCGAAUAGUUGCACUAGCCUUAGUGAUACCAGCCAUCACAUGUUCAUUGGGUGUGACAUGUUACAUUUGCUAUGAGCAAAGCCGAGACAGCCGCCGCUCCGCUGCUCUCCAGAACACUACUGCCGGUGGAGCAGCCGUAGUACCACAACCGGAAACGUCAAUUGGGCUGGACGAUUCGACGAUCGAAUCGUACACAAAAGUUGUUCUAGGUGAAAGUAGGAGAAUUCCAGGGCCAAAUCAUGGAAUUUGUCCAAUAUGUUUGGCUGAGUAUCAUCCAAAAGAGACAGUGAGAUGCAUACCUGAAUGUGAACAUGGUUUUCAUGCUGAAUGCAUUGAUGAAUGGUUAAAGAUUAAUGGGACUUGUCCUGUUUGUAGAAAUAAUCCUUCUCCUGUUCAUGUUAACUUUUCAUAACACAUUUUUUUCCCUCACAUGUGAUAUGAGAGUUUUGUCUGUAUAUGAUAUCUAUUGGAACUAAUAUUGUAUCUCUCAAUCCAAACUUGUAUAUAAGGUUUGAUAACAUCAUUUUCGUAAGAGUUCGCGUGUGAAAAGGUUUAGCUAGUUCUCCUUAGAUGUUGCCCUAACGUAGUACUUACUGUUUAAAAUUGAAGUAUUUCAAAGAA